CAAUUCGUUGAAGCGGACUUGCGGUAGAGAGUAGUAUGGUCCCUUAACGAGAAAUUCAUACCUUCGCCGUUAAUUCAACGGUCCGUUUACAUCCCUCUGGAUACUGAUAAAUUAUCAAUUAAAAUAAAACCUGAUCAACCAAUAAGGAGCCGGGGUAAAGCCCACUGCUUGACCUUGCAUUGAAUGUCAUAAUAGACGGAUAUUUUAAAGCACCGACAAGGUUGUCAGUCACUGCCAUGGAGAUUGUCACACAUUUAAUUAAUGACACCAUAGAGUUCUACAAAUGGACCCUAACUAUUGCAGACAAGCGAGUGGAGAAAUGGGCUCUGAUGGACAACCCGCUGCCCACAUUGGCCAUCAGCACCUCCUACCUGCUCUUCCUCUGGUUGGGGCCCAAAUACAUGAAGAACAGAGAGCCAUUCCAGCUCCGCAAAACUCUCAUUGUCUACAACUUCAGCAUGGUCUUCCUCAACUUCUUCAUCUUUAAAGAGCUGUUUAUGGCAGCACGGGCGGCAAGAUACAGUUACAUAUGUCAACCUGUGGACUAUUCCGAUGACCCCAAUGAAGUCAGGGUGGCAGGGGCGCUGUGGUGGUACUUCGUCUCCAAGGGCAUCGAGUAUCUGGACACUGUGUUUUUCAUCUUGAGGAAAAAGUUCAGCCAGGUUACCUUCCUGCACGUCUACCACCACUGCACCAUGUUCACACUCUGGUGGAUUGGCAUUAAGUGGGUUGCUGGAGGACAGUCAUUCUUUGGUGCACACAUGAAUGCACUGAUCCAUGUCUUGAUGUAUCUCUAUUAUGGUUUGGCCUCCUGUGGACCUAAGAUCCAAAAGUACCUUUGGUGGAAGAAGUACUUGACCAUCAUCCAGAUGAUUCAGUUCCACGUCACUAUUGGUCACACAGCCUUGUCGCUGUACGUCAACUGCGACUUCCCUCACUGGAUGCACUACUCCCUCAUCUGCUACGCCGUCACCUUCAUCAUCCUGUUCGGCAACUUCUACUACCAAACCUACCGCCGCCAGCAGCCUGCGCGACGCGACACAUCUUCUUCCUCCAGAGCAGGCAAGGCUCUCUCUAACGGCACCCUCAAUGGGCUCAGCAAAGCCGGCAGUGGAGCAGCACUGAUGGGAAGCAAAGAGGAGAAGCCUCAGGAGAACUCUGGAAGGAGAAAGAGGAAAGGACGUGCUAAAAGAGAUUAGAGAUAAGAGGAGAACAGGGGAGGUAGGGCCUUACUUUGGCUUUUAGGUUGCUAUUGCUGGAACAUGAAAAGACUUAAAUUGAGAAAGACUUGGGUUAGAUGGAUGUGUUCAGGUGAGAUGUAUUUCUUUAAAGCCAUCGUCUGAGUUGUAGAUAAACAAUGGGAUAGGUCUUUUGUUAUGGAGGAUGUUUCUUUUGAUAAGAGGUGUCAAAUGUCAUGACUAAGAUGGUCAUUAUAAAAAAAUAACCCUAAAAAACAAAAAAAGAAAAAAAAACAGAAGUAGGAUAUGCUAUAGAUAGUAGUACUCCUUUUCUUUAUUGCCAUGUGCAGCAGAUCUGGUUCAGAAAGGAACAUGCAAUCAAACGCUGAGCCUGAAAGGGAAACAAGGUCUUUCAGGUCAAUUUGAAAUGCCUGAAAAACUAAAAUAAAUGCCCCUGAGCUGUAAAAAAAGAUUACACACAUUUAACAAACACUGCUUUAUUGAAACAGGAAUACACACCAAAACACACACGUCAGUUUCUGUUGAUAAUGGUAAUAUUUUUUGUUAAUUGCCUGUACAGACAUAGAAGUGAUGAUGAUGUAUACUGUCAUGUUAUUUUGGUUCUCAUCUUUUUCAAGCUUUUUCAUGAAAGAAACUUUAAAGUUUGUAUUUCCUUUCUAUUGUAACCGCUGUAAUUACUCAUUUAUUUAUGCAGAAACUUAUUUUAUUUUAACUUAUCUUAUUUUUAUUUAUUUUGGAAUUCUCACUUCUGAGUUAACAUCAUCACUUUGUUAUAGUCUGAAAAGAGAAAAUCAAAUUGAGAGUUAAAGUGUAUAUAGAAACAAAAAAAAACCUGCAUUUUUAAUCCUCUGAAAGAGGGAUUAUGUUGUUCAAUUCUUAUUUAAAGAUGGAAUAAUCCUCAUUAUCAGCUCAUUCUGAAGUGUAAUUCAAAUUUCUUUUAUUUCUGAAUUAAACAUUAUCCAUUUUGUAUAUCCAUAAAUGUCACGUGAAGAGAUGUAAUGAAUAUUAUCCAAAGAAACAACAGAGCUGAGGAUAUUCUGUACCCCUUCCACAGAGAAGCAGGUGGAGUUUUGUCUUUGCAGAUGUCUCUUUGUCUUUUUAUAUCAUAUCCUUUUAGAACUUGCCGUUUGUCAUCAAAGCUGGUGAAAACAAGGCUGCUGUGGUGUUUUGGGUUAACCUUUGUAUUUAGAGAGAAUGCAGAGCCAGCUUACAGCCCAUUUUAAAGAUGUUAGCUACCUUUAACACUGUUAAAAAUAUUUUUACAUAUUCAAGCUGACGUCAUUCUGCAGCGAAGCUUUCAGCCUCAUUUCACGUCCUCAGCUGGCUUAAAUGUAAAUUUAUCAGGAGAGGCGUUUGACUUGGAAAAGGUAAAGGUUACUAUUUCUCUACUUAAAGAGAGAGACUAUGUUUAACAGCUAUGAAGAAUACGUUGCUCUGCCCGUUUAAAUUAGCUCUAUAUUAGCAAAUCAUGCUUCACGUCAGCCAUCAGUCAACGCAUUUUAAUGUUAUUUAUUGAUUAUUUAUUGUUUUGUAAAUAUCAUUAAGCUGAGAGUGCUUGUCUGUGUAUUUGUUUUUCUUUCUGUGAUGUACAUAUUACAUUGUGAUAUUUUGUAUACAACGCAGAGUGGACAUUUGUGCAUCCACAAUGCUUCUGUUUUCAUUUAUUUGUUUUCUUUUUUUAGCUUUGGAUUUUCUUCAGAUUGAAUUAAACUGAAUGCCUGUACAAUUUCUUUACAAGGCUACUUCCUGAUAAUUUACGUGUCGUUGCAUGUCUUCUGCAAGGGUAAAAUCUGUUUUAAACAUGGACUUGGUAACUCAGUAAAUGUGAGUUUCCAGAUUUCCAACACAAGAGGGCGCCUUGUAACAUAACAUUAAAUAAAGUUAUUGAUCAGUAUCCUCACUAUGAUCCCUAAAGCUGAACUUUAUUAGGUA
Melanotaenia boesemani (Boeseman's rainbowfish) is the source of this 3131-nucleotide messenger RNA. RefSeq names its product ELOVL fatty acid elongase 4a (gene elovl4a). The record is from RefSeq and is a predicted model, not a curated record. Gene Ontology annotation, biological process: fatty acid elongation, saturated fatty acid; sphingolipid biosynthetic process; fatty acid elongation, polyunsaturated fatty acid. NCBI's taxonomy places the organism in Eukaryota, Metazoa, Chordata, Actinopteri, Atheriniformes, Melanotaeniidae. The transcript has 7 exons. The coding region runs from base 237 to 1199 and encodes 320 amino acids. Gene Ontology annotation, cellular component: endoplasmic reticulum membrane; endoplasmic reticulum. Gene Ontology annotation, molecular function: fatty acid elongase activity.